GAAGUGAGUUUCAGCUCAGUUAUUGUGACUCACACAGUUUAAUUAACUGUGUUCUGUAGUUUAUCAUCAGCAUCACAUUGAGUUUAAGGUUUUAAGUCUAUGUUCACUGGAUGAUGAAUUUCUUCUUGUGUAAGUAAACUGAGUAUUGUUCAUCUGUGAUUGAUGUAUUGUUUUCAUACACUGACCAACAAUCAUGAAUGUGAAGUUUUAACUAAUUAACCCUCUGUAAAUCUCUAACAAAAUGUGAAAUAAUCAUUAUUAGUUCAUCCUGUAAACAGUGUUAUGAACCAAAGGAGGAUCAUGAUGAACUCUACACAGGUUUCUUAUUUCACACUUACUGCCUACUUUGACACUGGAUCCUUAAAAUACUUAUUUUUCAUUGUUGUUAUGUCUUUAUAUAUUUCAAUUAUUUGUUCAAAUGUGUUGUUGAUAAUGAUUAUCUGUAUGAACAGAAGUUUACAUGAACCUAUGUACCUGUUUCUGUGCAGUAUGUUUGUAAAUCAACUGUAUGGUAGUACAGCAAUGUUUCCAUUCCUUCUGCUUCAGAUCCUCUCUGACAUUCACACUGUUUCUGUUCCCUUUUGUUUCCUGCAGAUUUUCUGUUUGUACUCAAGCGCAAUUGUGGAAUUGGUUAACUUAGCCGUUAUGUCUUAUGACAGAUAUCUUUCUAUCUGUUAUCCUCUACAAUAUAACACACGUAUGACAUUUAAAAAGGUUGCCAUACUUAUUGCUGUAACAUGGUUUCAUGCUUUUCUUGUAGUUAUUGGCACAACAUACUUGAGUUCCUCUUUACAGCUGUGUGGAAACAUCAUUGAUUAUGUGUACUGUGUGAACUACUCUGUUGUCAAACUGGCCUGCUCUGACACAACAGUAAAUAACAUUUAUGGACUAUUUGCCACUUCCUUCUCAGUCUUUGUUCCUCUAAUUUUAAUUCUUUACACUUACAUAAAGAUUCUAAAAGUUUGUUUUUCUGCUUCUAAACAAACCAGACAAAAAGCUGUCAGUACCUGCACACCUCACCUGGCUUCCCUCAUUAACUUUUCUUUUGGUUGUUUAUUUGAUACACUUCACACUAGAUUUGACAUGAGCAGCAUACCCAGUGUGCUGCGUAUCUUUCUGUCUAUGUAUUUGGUGAUAAUCCAACCACUUUUGAAUCCUAUCAUGUAUGGAUUACAAAUGUCCAAAAUACGGAAUACAUGUAAAAAACUCCUCUGUUAUACAAAGUUGACUACACACACAUCUUCCAUGUAAAGGUUCAGUACAUCUUUUGUAGUAUUUUGCCUAGGAAUGUUUGGUGACUUAAAAAGAUACCAUGGUGUGGGAAAAGCUCUGUGUUUUUUAUUGUCACUAAAUGAUGUAAAAAUAAAUAUUUAAGAGGGUAAUUUUACAACUUAAUUGUCCUGUCAAGCGCAAUUGUGGAACUGUUAAACUUAGCCGUCAUGUCUUAUGACAGACACCUUGCUAUGUCCUAUCCUUUACAAUAUAACAAACAUACAACAAUUCACACGGCUGCCAUGUUUAUUGCUGUAACAUGGUUGACUGCUUUUCUUGUAGUUGUUAGCACAACACCCUUGACUUCCACUUUACAGCUGUGUGGAAACAUUAUUGAUAAUGUGUGCUGUGUGAGCUUCUCUAUUGUCAAACUGGCCUGCUCUGACACAACAGUAAAUAACAUUUACAGACUCAUUGCCACUGCUCUCUUAGUUGUUGUUCCUCUCAUUUUAAUCAUUUACACUUACAUUAAGAUUUUUAAUGUUUGUUUUUCUGGUUCUAAACAAACCAGACAAACAAACCUCACCUUGCUUCUCUGCUCAACUUUUCUUUUGGGAUUUGCUUUGAGGUAUUACAGAGAAGCUUUAAUAUGAACAGUGUUCCUAAUAUAUUGUGAAUCAUGUUAACAUUAUAUAUUGUAACAUAACACUCGUUCUGUAAUCCUACACUGUAUGGACCGAAAAGGUCUAAAAUACGUAACAUAUGUAAACGUCUGUCUUGUUUUGAAGUGUAGAU
This is a messenger RNA of Lates calcarifer (barramundi perch), 2007 nucleotides long. RefSeq names its product olfactory receptor 11A1-like. Gene Ontology annotation, biological process: G protein-coupled receptor signaling pathway. The transcript has a single exon. Lineage: Eukaryota; Metazoa; Chordata; Actinopteri; Centropomidae. Gene Ontology annotation, molecular function: G protein-coupled receptor activity; olfactory receptor activity. The coding region runs from base 283 to 1251 and encodes 322 amino acids. The record is from RefSeq and is a predicted model, not a curated record. Gene Ontology annotation, cellular component: membrane.